This is a messenger RNA of Opisthorchis viverrini, 879 nucleotides long. RefSeq lists its product as hypothetical. The record is from RefSeq and is a predicted model, not a curated record. The annotation marks the transcript as partial. Lineage: Eukaryota; Metazoa; Platyhelminthes; Trematoda; Opisthorchiida; Opisthorchiidae. The transcript is spliced from 6 exons.
CGACGGUCAAAGUGCUGUUUCUAGUUGUUGUCGUUGUUGUUGGGACGUUUUGCGGUGCUGUGGUGUUCCAAUAUCCAUUCAAUGCAGAUUUGGCAAAUUUAAUUACUGCAUCCGUGGGGAUGAGACUUCCUGGAGCAAUGUGGCUCGAGGAACACCAGCUAUGCUCUCAGCUUAAAGCAAAAAGACCUGAAAAAUGGGUCGAGGGCCUUUUCCUUCGUUGUAGAUUGGAGAAAAAGUACAACAACAUGGCUAUCCUAGCGGUUCAAGUGGACCUUUCCAUAAUCGCCAGGCAGUAUAGACUGUUCCCAACAGAUGUUCUGUCAUGGCACUUAAACGACGAGCUAAACGCACAUGGACGAACUUGCGCAACUAUUGUUGAUAUACCAGGUCGACGGCUGUUUAAAAACGAUCAACAAUUUUGGAUAACUGGGCCUGCGUCACCGGAUCUUUGUGAAAUUGUUAAAUCUCUUAAAGUUCCCGGGAUUUGGAUUGAGGAAUGCGCAGGGGACUUGUAUGAUGAACUGAUGUUUCAACAUGAAAGGUUGAAGACGUACGGUUUGCUGAUGAAUGAAACGGCACGCAAGGAAUCGGUCAUGGAAGUCGUAUAUACCCUAAAUAGAGGGCAAGAUCGGUGUACUUACAACGGCUUUCUCACGGCCCAAUACGAAUAACCGAUGAGCACAUAUGUUUCGCAAUUUGCUUCUUCCCAGUGUACCUUUCGGCAAUGUUGAGCUUUCUCGAUUUUCUUGGAUAAAAAGACGCACAUCGGGAAGUGUUGUUUCAUAUUUGUAACGUAAUGUGACGGAGUUUAUCACAAAAGCCAUUUGCGUUUAAAUCACUGAUCUGUUGUACAUCAAAUUAGCGCCUACUUUCAGUGCA